AUGGCAUGUAAAUCCUCACUGAUGUCCUAUGACAGUCUGCAGAAUAAGUUACUUGCUCAGAUGUAUGGACAGUAUAUAGUACUGUCAGAUAUUAUAGAAUCCUGGCGUCAGUGGCUGUUGGUGAUUGCUUUGGCUGUGGCCCAAGUUGCUAUCUCACUAGCCUUACCUGUUCCUGGGUGCCCGCGGGGCUACUUGGGACCUGGUGGAUGGCACAUGCAUGGACAAUAUGCCAACUGCUCAGGCGGAGCUGCCAGUUACAUUGAUCGCCUGAUUCUCACUCCGCGGCACAUGCACAAACUCACUAAUUACAAAUACAUUUAUCACAGUAGUCAAGUACAUGACAUUUAUGGUAUACUUGGAACCUUAACAUCCGUUCUGACAGUGUACCUAGGAGUUCAUGCUGGUAGAAUCCUUCAAUGCUAUAACUGCACCUUUAUGAGAAUCUCCCGCUGGUUGUCAUGGGGAGUGGUUACUGGCAUAUUAGCUGGAAUCCUCUGUCAUUUCUCGAAAGAAGAUGGAAUCAUCCCAGUCAAUAAGAGUCUCUGGUCCAUAUCAUUUGUGCUGGCAACUGCAAGCAUGGCUUUCCUUUUGCUUAGCUUAUUGUACUUUGUGGCAGACUAUCAUGACUGGUGGAGUGGAGCUCCAUUCCUAUAUGCAGGAUCGAUCUCAUUAAGCUUACAGAGCAAGAAAUGGCUUAAUCAGAAGCCAUUUGAGUAA
This is a messenger RNA of Schistocerca cancellata (South American locust), 717 nucleotides long. Its product is annotated as heparan-alpha-glucosaminide N-acetyltransferase-like. Lineage: Eukaryota; Metazoa; Arthropoda; Insecta; Orthoptera; Acrididae. The coding region runs from base 1 to 717 and encodes 238 amino acids. The transcript has 5 exons. The record is from RefSeq and is a predicted model, not a curated record.